Molecule: messenger RNA, 5762 nt
Organism: Anneissia japonica
Lineage: Eukaryota; Metazoa; Echinodermata; Crinoidea; Comatulida; Comatulidae
Source: RefSeq, a predicted model, not a curated record
AGUGAUCAAGUAAAGUCCGACGAUGCUGUUGAUGGUUCGCAACGUAACACAGAAGACCAGAGCGAACGUAUCAACGAUUUACUCUGUUUGGCAACGGAAAAUAAUAUUACGACAAUUACGGAUUUAUCGUCUCAAAGUUUAUCAAUUCAUCAGGAUCCUAAUGACGAUAAAGAACGUGUCAUUAAUGAAAAAUGCGAUUCUAAUGUCACAAAUAAUAAUAAUUGUACUAGCGGUGGAUUAUUAAGUGAUGGUUUCGAGUACCCUACGGGUGGCGAAGGGGAAAAAGAUGCCAGUAAUAAUCCAAAUGAUAAUGAUGAUGAUGAGACUAGUAGCGUCGAAUUUGUUGAUUCACAGCCAUUUGAAGAGGAUAUCAGAAGUGCUGAAAUCAAACAAAAUCAGCAGUUGGUUGGUGACUUGAUGGAACCAAAUCAAAUGCAAGGGUGUAAUACCCUUGUGAAUGCUACCAUUACGCCAUCAAACAUUCCAAAUAAUAUAUGUGUCGCAGAAACCAUGGUUUUAGGACAGGACUUGUGUUCGCAGAAUGAAUCAAUGUUUUAUGAAGAUAUUAAACAAAAAUCGUCUCAAGAAGUAUCCAAACCGUGGAAUAAUGAUAGAAAAGCCUCAUCUGCCCAACGUAAAAGUGCGAAAGGAGGUUAUAUCAACGACCUGCCUCUUGCAAAUGGGUUUGAACUUGAUUCACCAGGGCAGUCAAACCCCGAUGAACAUGGGCAUUAUCCAAACAUUUCAGACUAUAAUAAUAUUCAACCACGAAGUUGUAAUGAAGUUUUUAAUUCAAAUUCUUUUAAUACAUCGGGCAAAACAUAUUCUUGUAGUGAAGAUAAUCCUGUCGAUAGUUCCAGUGUUAGCACAAUAGGUUGUACAAAAGAAAUUGACUAUUGCACUAAUGCACCGGCGGAUUCUUGUUAUUCAAAAACCAUUGGUGCAAUUAGCUCAGGUAAAUCGGAAUUGGACAACCAGUUGCCAUUCUCUUCAAACAGGGUAUUAAAAGAGACCGAUUUUGCAAGUUUAUGUACAACACACUCGUCUUAUAAUGAUGGAUGCUCAGUGGACAAGAAUAAAAGGAUUAUGUGUUCGAGUUCUGCGAAUGAGGUAACCGCCAAUUUCUCGGACUUAAGUGCAAACACGAAAGGUGCUCUAGAGUCGAAAUGUGCAGAUAGUAAUCAAGAAGUGAGCAAACUAGUUCCUCAGAAUUCUUGCAAACAAAACGUUGAACCCUCACUUGGUAAAAGUGACUUUUUGUCUAAUUCUGAUGAUUUGAGUGACUUGUCCGACACUGUAGCUGCGGAUGACCUCUCUAGUAACUCAUCUAUCAGUGAUUUACCUGAAGACGUUGUUACGUCUUCUUCUGCGAUAGCUUUAUCGAGACCAAGUAAUCUGGAUCUUUCUUCUGCAGCCAUCAUGAAUAAUGAAAUAACACCCAGCGAGGAUGUUGAACCAUCGGUUAUUUCUCCGUCAAAGGUUUCUGUCACAUGUAUCACAGAAGAGGAGACAAUAACAGUGGAGGAGGUUUUUAUAUCACCAAAUCAUCAUCAUGCCGAUAAAUCGUUUUCCGAUACUUUGGACAAUAAGCGUAAAUCCACAUUGUUACCAGAAGCAACAUCAAACUGCAUGCGAUCUUGUACACUCUCAUCCACUGAACGUCUAGACUUCGAUUGGAAUGAACACUGUCUAAGAAUGAUCGUAACUGGAACACCAGAGAAUUCACUCAAAGUGGCAGUAGCCGGUACACCAACAUCAUCAGAAAAUCAAGGACGGUUACUGACAGGACGUGAUAGGAUAUCACAAUCAAAUGAUUUUAGCGACGCGAAUGAAGAUAUGCAGGAUGAUGUUGAAACUUUGCGUUUAAAAGUUGAGAACAAAAAUGAGGAAAUAUUGCGACUGAAAAACAUCACCGAGGGUCUACGCCAUCGAUUGACAAAGGUUGAGCAGCAAAAUAUGAGACUUAGUCAAAGCAGCGAUUCGUUUCUCUCUGUUCCCAGUGAAAGACCGUCUAGCUCUAGCUCCUGCUAUGAUAGUGUUGUUAGUUUGUCAUACGAAGGUAAUAUAAGGUCUCCUUCUCUUGAGGAAAACUUUCUACUUAAAGAGGAAAUACAUCUGCUCAAAUCACAGCUUGAGAGCAAAUCGGACACAAUAAGACGAUUAAACUCAAAAACAAAUGCAAUGAAAGCUCGACUAAUCGAAGAAGAAAAACAUGUAAAAACUGACUCUGAAAACAAAAAUAAUGCAGGAGCAAGAAGGAAAGUUAUUCGACCGGUAAAAUCUGUCAAUGACAUAUCUGUUGAAGAGAAGCCCCGAAUGUUGCCGAUUUGUACGUCUGGAAGCGCCAGCUCAGUGUUUGUCAAUUCAACAACUGUUCCAAUUAACUCGUCUCUAUCUGAACAAACGUCGAAAAAGAAGAAGAAAAGAAGACUUUUUAGUUUCGGGAAGAAGAAAGAUAAAAAGAAAUAAACGGCUAUUAUUCCAUUUAGGCCUAUCUGUUAUAAUGUAAAUAAUGCAUAAUGUAAUGUCUAAUAAAGAAAAAAAGCUUUGAGAAGAGAGGAGUGAUUAGUAUUAGGCCUACAGCCCAAUACUUAAAUGUUUUUUAUGGUAUAUUGAGGCAAAUGUUAACGAUUAGUUGCCUUGUGCUAUCGUCUUGCACAACUACACUUUUGGUAGUAGACAUUUAAGCUUGAAUUUUAAAGAGUGGGCCGGUUAGCAAGAAGUGCUACCUGUACGUCCUAAUACAUAAUGCUUGUUAGAUUUUUUGGGGAAUUCAAUGGUAUGUUUCCUGCUGAUUAUGAGUACCAAUUAUAAUGUAUCAUUAGCUUAAUAAUACCAGAUACCAAUACAGUACUUAGACUUUUACAUUAUUCAAACUUUCUACAAUAAUUUUAGAUUAGAAUUUGUUUAUGUGGGAGGAAAGAAAUACAUCGGAAGUGGAGGAUGAACAAAGUGGGCGAUGGGCAAGAAGAAUGGCCGAGGAGAUAAAACUAUGGAUGAUACCGUAAUUACAAGAUUUGUGGGCUUACUUUACUUAAAUUUCACAUUUUUAUAAUGCAGAAUGUGCGGAGUGUAAAUACAGACUAAAGGCCAACUCAGACAGCGUCGGCCGACGCAGCCCGACCCGAUUUAUCGUCAGGGACAGUCUUAAGCCGUCGUGAGAAAUAUUAAACAUGGUUAAUAUUCUACUACGCGACUGCCCCCGACGCACACCAUCGCGUCUGCGUUCAACUCACACAGACCCGACGCGACAACAAAUCGCGUCGGGCUGCGUCGGCCGACGCUGUCUGAGUUGGCCUUAACCUACUAACCUAAUACGCAAAUAUUAUGGUCUUCAUGCUUAAGCGUUAUUAAUAAUUAAAAACAUCAUAGGAAUUUGGUUUUCCUACAAAUAAUUGUUUCUUACCGGGGAAAAUAUUGCGAAUAGAUCGAAUAUUGUCAUUAUGUAAUCAAAGCCAAUAUUCUCAAAUAAUUUCUUAUAUUAAAAAUAGGCAUUCUUAUAAUCAGCGAAAAUUGAGUAUUUAGUAUUAUAAAAUUAUAAUAAUUAUAAUAUAGGCCUAAAAUAAUGGCAUUAUAACAUAGUUCAUAUCGGUCAAUGACAAGACAGUAAACAUUUAAAAUAUUACAAGCAAAGUGAAUAAUUAGUUUUGAAAGAUAAGUAAAUAGGCCUACCUGUAGGUGAAAGAGCAUAAAAGUUACUAAGGAUAUAUCCUGUUCGGUGUUUUUUCAGAGCUACUUAAAGGUAUUACACUGGUCUGUGCCUUAUGCAUAGCUAAGAUGCUAGUAAUUACUUCACCCGUGAGAAACAAUCCUAAAAGUAAACGUUUAUGUCAAUAUCAGUGAUGAGUUGAUACUGUAUUUUGCAAUUCGUAACACAGAACAUCCAGAACUUGUCAUUCCAUGAUAGGCCGCAAUUUACUAUGUAGUAUCCGGUACACAUGAACACGUUCAAUAACCACUGAAUACACUUAUGUCAUUAAUAUGUACGUGUGAUCGCGUGAGAUUAGGUAGUUUUCACCGCACGACGUUAACUUUACCUUUAACGGUAGUACCCAGCAUGCAGCGCGAUUGCUCCGCCCCUCUUUAAAUAAAUCGAAAUACGCAUGCGGAACCAGUAAUAACUAAUGUACGUUGAGCACGUAAAAUCUUGAAUUUAACGUACUCAGCAAAGCAAGAUAAUUAAAUUAUGACGUCAUCCGUCAACUUUAAGGUCAAGGUCGUGCGGCGAAAAGCCUCAUAUAUUAUUUACAGAGCAGUAAAUAAUGCAGGUAGAUCAUGUGAUAAAUUGCUUUAAAAUAUUGAUAUAAAUAUUUUUUUCCCUGUUUUUGUUAGGUUUUUGAAAUAUACAAAUUAUAUUUUCAGAUAUCUGUCCUUAUCACGUGAAAAAAGAAAGAGAAAGGCACUUUAAUACGUCCGAUUCAAUCACAAUAAGAAUUUUCAUUUGACGAAUAUAUGGGAAUAGGCAAGUUAUGUGCAAUAUACACUAUUAUAAACUGAAUGUCUUUCUUAAGUUCAUCGAUCGAGAUGUAAAAAAUCGUUUUUCUCUUCUUUCUUUAUUUUAAAAAAGUUCACAAAAGAAUGUAUUAUAAAACCCAAUUGUUUAUAUUGUUAUAAUUAUUAUUUUUGUGAUUGUUAAUGUUGUUAUUAUUAGGUAUGUUAUUAUUUCAGUUUCAUGGCUGAUUGUAGUAUAAAGUUAGUAUCUCGAUGAUGUGCCUUAUGGUUAAAAUUGCAAUCACUGUAUUCAUAGUGAAGUGUCUAUCUUUUCAGUAUGACAACAAUUGAGUAAAUCAUUUGACGUGCUUUUGGUCCAAAAAUAGAUAGGCCUAUGAUAUACUUCCAAAAUUAUUGCAAAAAAAAUAAAAUAAAAUAAAAUAAAAUAAUCAAGUUUUUAAUUAGGAUACGUUAUUGUUAUUCAUUUGAUCGUGCUUACUGUUCUUGUAUAAACUGUUUAAAUCAAUCUUUUCGUUUUUACAAAUGUAAAUUUGCAAAAUAGUAUCUCUACAUUUUAAGUAUUAAUACAAGCGAGAGGUUUGCGCAGAGGUGGUGGUCUUGGCUAUUCUUAUAAUAUUAUGGUCGAGGCCAAUCAUGCAAAAUAGUAUCCCUUAUUUAGAAAUAGUGCCUUAUUUAGAAAUAACUUUGGCCGUAUGCAAUGUGAAAUAAUGCCUAGAAAUCCGGGAAUAACUUCUUCAUGAUUUCACGUCUAUACAUCUGCGCAUUGUUUCGCGUAAUUGGAGUGCGACGGGUCUGUGUGUAUAAAAUUGUCUUAAAAUAUACACGUUAUGAAUAACGCAAAUUUCUUUCCAUUUAAGUACUGUAUAAUACUGUAUUCAACAUUUUAUCAUUUUUCCCAUAAUGACUGUCCUUCCACAUAGUUUUAUUUUAUUAAAAACGAUAUGUAGUUGAAAGUCAUGGUAUUAUAAGUGCGCAUGCUUAAUCGGACGUGCCUUUCUAUAGAAUGCCUAAUGCACUGAGAUCCUUGUAAGGCCAUGGUAUUCACUUAUCCUCUCUAUUACAGUAUAAAUAAUUAUUUUAUUCUAGAAAUAAUAAAACCAUAUAUAAAAUGAAUUUGUCUAUCUAGGUAUAUGUUUUUCUUCUAUUUUUUUUUCACACUUCUUGUCUUGAUAUUAUUCGUUUAUCAAUUAAGAACAUGUAUUGUACACCAAAAUAAUGUUGCAUUAUGCACAAAAAAAAAAACAUUUAUUAAUUUUAAUAUAUAUUUAUAAUGAACUAUAGAAUAACUACUUUAAUAGAAAAAAAAACAA